This is a messenger RNA of Triticum urartu, 3249 nucleotides long. The record is from RefSeq and is a predicted model, not a curated record. Lineage: Eukaryota; Viridiplantae; Streptophyta; Magnoliopsida; Poales; Poaceae.
AAAAAAUCCCCUCGUCCGAUCCCCAACCUCCUCCCGAUCCCGUCGCCGCUGCUGCCUACCCCGCCUCCUACCGGUGCGCUACCACUCCCGCCUCCUUCCGGCGCGCCGUCAUCCCCGCCUCCUACCAGCACGCCGCCGGACCCUCCUUCUUCUCUGGAGCACCGCCACCCCGCUGCCCUCGCCAUCUUCCCGAGCGCGCCGCUGCCGCCGUCUUCCCCAGAGCGCCACCGCCCCGCCACCCCCGCCCACGGGACCAGUGGUCCCAUCGCCGGUCUCCCCCCACCCAGAUCUGCCGGAGGCGCACCGGAUCCUGCCUCACGGCCGGUUCUUGCGACUCGGCCGCCGCCCCAACCGCUGCAGCAGGCGAACACCUCCACUAGGUGCCCCGGCGGUUCGGACCCCCACCUGGCCCCUCCCUCGAACCCAGCGAGCCUCCGCCCCGACCUACUUCCCGCGCGAGGUCGCCUCCGCCUCCUCCUGGCGCACCGCCGCCCCCACCAUCUCCACCUCCGCCUCCGCCGAUGCCUCCUUCUCCACCUCCGUUCGCAAGCGAUGGCGGCCGCGGUCUUCACCCCCAGCCACCAUGGCUGCAGAUCCACCCACGGCCGGUCGUCUAAGCUUCAAGCAUGGAUGGAUGGAUUCAGGAAGGUAUCCUUCCUCCCUGGGUGGAGCGAGCUGCAGAUCCCGUCCGGCCCUCCGGAACCGGCCAUCUCCGCCUCCUCCUCGCCGCUGCCGCUGGGGAUCACGUCUUCACCAAACGCGAGCUCCGCCCCAUCCGACCGACCGCAAAGGGAGAUAGGACAUGGCGGAAACAAAACUGCACGGCGAUGUGCAUUUCUGCAACACAUCAGACGGAAGAAAAAGCAAUAUGAAGUUCUUGUCUGCAUCAAACUGCUUUCACUUAUAUUCUGCCGAAUUUCCUCCUUCUAUGGGACUGUACAUGGGAAUUAUCUACAAGGGUUAUGUCCUUUGCAGGUAGAUUAUCUUAUAGGACGGGCGAAAUGCAACAGAAGAAGCUCCUCCGCUGCUACUCGCCAAACUCCAAGCAAAAAGGACCUUCCACUUUCCUUGCUAAUGGUAAAUUACCAUGGUACUUAUCUAAUGCGAUUUGUAAAGUUUUACCAAUCUGGAGAAUAUUCAAUACCAAGAUUUAUGAUUUGGCAUAAGUGAGAUGACAUACAAGUGAGUUUAAUUCGUGAGAGUGAAAUAGCAACAGUUUAAUUAUCAUACCGCCGGCAGCUGCACCUCAACUGCGGAAAAAGAAAUCUUGAAGAACCAAGACCACCACCAGCUGGAAGAAGGUAAAAGUCCUUUUUUCUUCUUCUCCCUCCUCAUUUGAUUUCCAUUUCCUCGCAGCUCUAGGUAAUUUCGUGACCUACCUCUUGGUAAGUCACCUAUCUGCAGAAUGCAUAGUGUGUGUGCGUGUGUGUGUGUGUGUGUGUGUCAGAUAUACAGUGAAAAAACACCACAAUGCAAGUGUCAGAUCCUGUUCUUGGUGCAAUUUUGCAACUAUGUUCUGGACUGUAAGCAACUGCUUCAUGUUAAACUAAAGCUCCAAUCAGGCUUGUGGCUCUUUUGUUUACAUUAUGAGUAGUUGUUCUUAUAAGAUGUUCGUUAUCUAGGUAAAACUUGGGAACAUGUAUGGAUGGACAAUACUAUAUGGAUUUGGUCAUUUUAUUGACUAAUUAUACAGCGUAUGAACUUAUAGAGUUUAGAGUUGUUUAUCCUGUUCUAAUGCUGGAGUUAAAAGUUUCAUGUAGCUAAUGCCAUCAUCUUUAUAAUAGAGCGGCAACAUACUCCGUAAGUUUUCACCCUACUCUAGGAAGCCAUUUCAUCAGUUUUUGGCUUCUGACACACUCGGAGCAACAAAUUUUGUGCUGCUAAUUGCAUUGUCCUCUCUGUUCUCUCUCUUUGCACUUACUUGUGAUUUUUGCUUAUGUCCGCGUACAGAUUUCAUCCAGAAAAUUUAGUCCUAGGGACUUUGAUAUACAAUGAUACACCAAAGCAAGCAAAGAAGCCAAAAGAAGUUAAAUGUUUUUACCUGCUGCUGGCAUCCGAUGAGCAGUUGCAGGUGUCAACCAUAGUAUUGUUAUAUGAAGUGAGAGUUGCAUGUGCUUAUCUGAAGCUUAUACUAAUAAUUUGCCUCCCUAAUUGUGGCUGAUCUGGAGCUCAUACCCAUGUUGGGUGAGUAUCUCCCUCUCUGUUUGUUGGGCUGUCGGCAGCUCCUUUUUGCUGCGUCUCUGUAUACUAUAACCACUAUCCCUAAAAUAAGUAAACUAUAACCACACUCUUUGAUCAUAUUAUUUAGAAGAAAAAAGAUUAGAGAUGCAUUUAUUCAUAUUAAUGUAGACUGUGCCUGAUCCAAGAAAUAGAAGACUUGUACAUUGAUUGCAUCCACCGAUAAAAUCCCAAAUGUGUGUGGGCAAGACUAUCUUCGUGUUUUGAUAAUAUAAAAAAUAGUAGGUAAGUGUCAAUCUGUUGCUGGUUCAGAAUUUGAUAAGGUUGAAAACUUUGUAUGAAAAUCUUUGUAAUUCUUUUGAGUUGUGGAAGAGACAGCUGGGAUGACUUUGAUAAUAUGCAUUGGAUGGCGGAGGACGAAAAAUAAAUAAGGUGGGGCGGCUCUGAAGCAUAAAAAAAUUCCAAUGGAAAACGAAAGUAGUUCAUGCACACUAAAAUGCACACAAAUACUUUUUAAAAUCAUGCUAUUGUCCGGUCAUUUUCUCAAAAUGACACUAAAAUUUGAAUAAUAAUUACUUCUCUCCUUUUGUCUUCCAUUUUCCCGUCCAGUACAUUUUCCUCUUUUUAGUUCAUUGGAAAAAUUGACACACAGCGGCCGCUAAAUUUUUUGAGAAGACGAACCAUGGAGAUUGGAGAUGAAGAGCUGAUCGCCGCCCCUGUGUACCUAUUCUGAUUGGAGUUCUUAUUACAGUUACAUGAUCAUGUGACAGCAUGGCAUCGGACAACACGGCCUUCACCUUAAUGCACCCCAAAGGUGGUCAUCGCCGAAGCACGCCAAGGGUGAGCCAUAACCAUACCGUUGACCCACCGGCGUGGUGAGGACAAAUUGCAUAGUAUCAUGUUUUUCAGUUAAAACCUGAGAACAGAAAGACGUAUCUAACACAGUAUGUAAAAUUUGUAAGCUCAUAUGAAAAUAGCUGAGAUCAAAUUAGGUAAGCACGUUCUUGCAAGCGAUGUAUUUUCUCCUUACGAGAAUUACCAGUUGCAUAUAUAAUAUACUGUAGUAGCCUA